Stegodyphus dumicola is the source of this 2404-nucleotide messenger RNA. RefSeq names its product neprilysin-2-like. Gene Ontology annotation, biological process: protein processing. Gene Ontology annotation, cellular component: plasma membrane. The record is from RefSeq and is a predicted model, not a curated record. Lineage: Eukaryota; Metazoa; Arthropoda; Arachnida; Araneae; Eresidae. Gene Ontology annotation, molecular function: metalloendopeptidase activity.
UUACUUUUCAAGUAGCAAGAUUUACUCUUACAUUUCCAAACCUGCUUAACAGUCCUUACACUUCGUGGCAUAGAAUACUGUAUUUUUUCCUUUGGAAUCCAGCAUUUUCUGUAGCGUCAUAAUUAUAAGGAAAGGUCUGAAAAAUAAACUAUUUAGAAUGCAGUUCUUAAUGAAGAUACUAAUGCUAUCGUUUUUCAUUAAUUCAGGGAAUGCUGAUUUGCAAGCAGCCAUAGAUCGCUCGCUUUCUCUUCUCAAUGUUUCUUCAGAUGUCUGCAUUACCCAUGGAUGUGUGAAAACAGCUGCUGAUAUCUUAUCCAGCUUAGACGAAACUGUGGAUCCUUGCGAUGACUUUCACCAAUUUGCCUGUGGCGGCUGGUUGAAAACACAUCUCGUUUCUGACAAAUCUGAUAUCUUCUCCUUACUUCAAGAUGUCCUCAACCGCAAGUUCUUAAAUCUCUUAGAAAUGGAGCUGACGGGAGAUGAACCUGAUUUCAUUCAAAAGAUAAAAGGAAUGUAUGAAACCUGCAUGGAUCUUGAGAGAAUCAACGUGACGGGCAGCGAACCUCUGAAGAAGGCCCUGACGGAUCUUGGAGGCUGGCCAGUCGUGGAAGGAGAAAACUGGAAUUCCACCUCCUUCACAUGGCUUGAUACUCUCGUUCGGCUUCGCCACAUGGGUUUCAAUCAUAAUAUACUGAUGAAUAUUUCUGUAACUCAAACAGGUCAUAUUAGGAGACCGACUUACAUUAUAAAGCUGGACCACCCACUGUUAGGAACAUCACGUCAUUUCCUGAUGUAUGAAUUAGAUCAUUUCUUCUUAGAAAGCUACUUCAAUUUGAUGGUGGAAACAGCUAAUCGAUUGGGCGCAAAUCUUUCUCACAUAAAUCAAAGUACCUUGAUCGAAGAACUGAAAAAAGUGCUCAGUUUUGAAGCUAAUCUUGCCAUUAUCUCUCUGCAGAGUGAACAAAAUUGGACAAGGAGUAGUCCGUGUCGCAGAUGCACUAUAAAGAAACUUAAGGAUAAUUUCCCACAGAUUGACUGGAUCAGGUUUUUCACUGACUUGCUGAAUCAUGAAGUCACUGAAAACGAACCCUUGAUGAUUAACGAUCUAAAUCUUAUCAUUAGGCUCAUUGAUUUCAUUACAAAGGCAGAUAAAAGGGUAGUCGCUAAUUACAUGCUGUGGAGAGCUGUUCACGAAUCCUUACCCUUGAUGCCUAAAGAUUGGAAUCCUGUGCUUCGGGAACACAUCUCAGCAAUCCCAUUACAUAAUGCGAGAAAGGCUCGUAAAAGACAAUGCCUUUCUACCAUUAGUGAAAAUUUAGGAGUUGCUCUUUCUUCCUACUAUGUGGCGCAGUAUUUCAAAGAAGACAGCAAGAAAGACGUAGAAGAAGUGAUACAGUACAUUAAUACAGAAUUCUUAAAUAUGCUACAAAAUAACGAGUGGAUGGACAACAUAACUAAGGAAAAGGCAAUAGAAAAGGCUGAAGCCAUAACAUAUAAUAUUGGAUAUCCGAAAGAACUGAAGAAUAAUUCUUAUAUUUCUUUCCUGUAUACUAAUGUGACGCUUAACAACGAAAGUUAUUUCGAUAACAUGCUAAAUCUACGCAAAUGGUCAAUGGACAACUCUUUCUCUCUGCUUCGGAAAACUAAGCCAGGAAAUGAGUGGGAGAAAUAUUCAGUAGGAGCUGAUUUUAAGCCUGCUUAUGAUAAAUUCAAGAACACCUUAAAACUUCCCGUAGGACUGUUCCAACGUCCCGUAUUCAACAAUAAUCAUCUUCGCUACCUGAAUUUUGGAGCUAUUGGUUCCCUGAUUGCUCAUGAAAUUACACAUGGAUUUUUUCAUAAAGGGCGUCUGUUUAAUAAAGAUGGCAAAGUGGUGAGCUGGUGGAGCGACGAAACGAAUCGGCGUUACAAUCGGAAGGCCGUGUGUAUCACAGAGCAGUAUAAUAAUUUCACUGCUUUUAAUGGAAGUAAAGUACCCAGUGACAAUACAGUCACCGAAAGUAUAGCUGAUCAUGGAGGCCUGAAAGCAGCUUACCUGGCCUACAAGUCGUGGGUAGGAAAUCAUACCCAAGAACUAAAGUUACCGGGAUUGAAUUAUACACCGAAUCAGUUGUUCUUUAUAAGUGCAGCAAGGGUAUUGUGCGAGAAAAAACCAAACCGAGUUAAUUCACUCAGUCAAGCAGAGUUCAGAAUCAUAGGAGCUAUGUCUAAUCUUCCUCAAUUUUCCAGCGAAUUUGCCUGUUCACAAAAUUCAACAAUGAAUCGGAGAAAGAAGUGCCAAAUUUGGUAACCAAGUCAUCUUCUCAAAUGAGAAUUUCUAAAAGAUUUUAUUAGCGAAACUGUUUAAACAAUUCUGGCAUUUGUGAACAAUAUAGUUUGAUUAAUAAAAUCUGAAUCUGAUUAA